Molecule: messenger RNA, 1468 nt
Organism: Sciurus carolinensis (gray squirrel)
Lineage: Eukaryota; Metazoa; Chordata; Mammalia; Rodentia; Sciuridae
Gene: Btg3
Product: BTG anti-proliferation factor 3
Exons: 5
Coding region: 268-1026 (252 amino acids)
Biological process (GO): negative regulation of cell population proliferation; negative regulation of mitotic cell cycle
Cellular component (GO): nucleus; cytoplasm
Source: RefSeq, a predicted model, not a curated record
UUCCGGGCCUCGAGCCCCCCGCGCGCCGCCUCGGGACCGCGCUCGCUCGUACGCGCGCUCGCCCGCCUGCCCGCCAGCCACCCAGCGGGUCCCCUCAGCGCGCGCUCGGCGGCCCGACGACGCGGGAGCCGCACGCGCCGGACGAAGCUCGCAGCGCUCCCUGUCGCCCAGCGCGGGCCGCUGAGCCGGCGCCCUCGGUUUCCGGCCCGGACACGGUCACGGCCGCCGAAUCUGCAGCCCCAGAGCAGCGGCACCGCGGCGGAAAAAAUGAAGAAUGAAAUUGCUGCCGUUGUCUUCUUUUUCACAAAGCUAGUUCGAAAACAUGAUAAGUUGAAAAAAGAGGCAGUUGAGAGAUUUGCUGAGAAAUUGACUCUAAUACUUCAAGAAAAAUAUAAAAAUCACUGGUAUCCAGAAAAACCAUCAAAAGGACAGGCUUACAGAUGUAUUCGUGUCAAUAAGUUUCAGAGAGUUGAUCCUGAUGUCCUAAAAGCCUGUGAGAACAGCUGCAUCUUGUAUAGUGACCUGGGUUUGCCAAAGGAGCUCACUCUCUGGGUGGACCCAUGUGAGGUGUGCUGUCGGUAUGGAGAGAAAAACAAUGCAUUCAUUGUUGCCAGCUUUGAAAAUGAGGAUGAGAACAAGGAUGAGAUCUCCAAGAAAGUUACCAGGGCCCUUGAUAAAGUUACAUCUGAUUAUCACUCGGGAUCCUCCUCUUCAGAUGAAGACACAAGUAAAGAAGUGGAAGUGAAACCCAGUUCUGUGACUGCAGCCCCAAGCCCAGUGUACCAGAUUUCAGAACUGAUAUUCCCACCUCUUCCAGUGUGGCACCCUUUGCCCAGGAAAAAACCAGGAAUGUACCGAGGAAAUGGCCAUCAGAGUCACUAUCCUCCUCCUGUUCCAUUUGGUUAUCCAAAUCAGGGAAGGAAAAAUAAACCAUAUCGCCCAAUUCCAGUGACAUGGGUACCUCCUCCUGGAAUGCAUUGUGACCGGAAUCACUGGAUUAAUCCUCAUAUGUUGGCACCUCACUAGCUCCUUUUGAUUCUGAGUGUCAUAUUGAGAGAAAGGUAGAAUAUACCUUACUACACAUUAAAAGUUCAAAGUUCAUACUCAGUAGUGAAGUUAGAUGGACCAAAACCAUCAAACUUAUUUUUAUAGAGAAGUUAUUGAGAAUAAUCUUUCUUAAAAAAAUAUUAUAUAUGCACUUUAGAUAUAUUGAUAUAGUUUGAGAAACUUUAUUAAAGUUAGUCAAGUGCCUGAGUUUUUAAUAUUGGACUUGAGUAUUUAUAUAUUGUGCAUCAACUCUGUUGUAUACAAAAACACUGUAGGAGUGGACAAUUUGUUCUAGCACCUUUAAGCAUUUACUUUAUGGAGAGUAUGUAAGUUAUUUAUAUACAAGGAAAUCUAUUUUAUGUCAUUCUUUAGAAAAAUUGCGUGAAAUCAUGUAGUUGCAAAUAAAAAGUAGUUUGAGGCA